Molecule: messenger RNA, 450 nt
Organism: Recurvomyces mirabilis
Lineage: Eukaryota; Fungi; Ascomycota; Dothideomycetes; Mycosphaerellales; Teratosphaeriaceae
Exons: 2
Coding region: 1-450 (149 amino acids)
Source: RefSeq, a predicted model, not a curated record
AUGCACGCCAGUCAGUUGCUCCUUGCUGCCUCUGCGCUAGCAUUGGCUACUGCUCAGACUUACAAGAGCUCCUUCACCCAUUACGGCUCAGGCGACAAAUAUAACUCCCCUAACUGCAACAACGGAGGUGCCUGCGGCCUUUACGUCAACGGCUACUCCGCCGCCGUCUCCCAGAAUCUCUACGGCGUAGGUGGAGGGCAAGGCGCGGGACCAGCCUGUGGCACCUGCUGGUAUCUCGUCUCCGGCUCCCACAGCGUGACUGUGAAGGUGAACAAUCUGUGCCCUGCCGGUAACGACAACGCUCUCUGCAGCCAGUCGAGCCUGAGUGCCACGAAUUUGGAGGGCGCGAAUGUUCACUUCGACCUCUGCUCUGAUAGCGGCGCCGCCUGGGCGUUUUUUGAGAAUGGACCUGGACUGUUGGUCGGAACGGCUACGAAGGUUUCGUGCUAG